AAUUCACAACAAAAGGUUAUCACGUAAAGACUAGUUUAGCAAUAACAAUUCUAAAUGACCUUGUUGUUGUUUUGAUGGCGACAAGAGAGGAGAUGGUCGUCCUCCCCGCCCUCACACCUUUACUAUGAAUUUUAGGAAGAUGGAAUUCAGAUGAUGACAUGUCAUCCGACACAAGAGAGAUGGCAUAGUGUUAAAUACUGGUGAAAAUCACUGAGUUAGCAUUGCUCCAAUUAGUGCAAAAAAAACUUAUAGUCAAAUAAUUGAAGGAAAUGUGCAUCAGAAAAGCAUAUUACAAUUUGUUUUUUUAAAUCUGAUGACCUAGGAAAUGCUCACCAAAAAAAACAGUAACAGUAGCCAACAGUCAGUGCAGCUAAAGAAACUGUGACAAGAAUGUUGCAGCAAGACUAAAGUUCUCACAUGACACACACAUGUACUACAACAUUUUAGUGUCUAUUUCUUGUUUUUCUCAUUUGAAUAGACAUGGUGCCCAAUCUCUCAUUAAGCUACAAAAGUUCAUGCUUUGAUUUAGUUUUAUAUAAAGAAGGCAGUACAUAGUAAUUAUACUUUUUACAUUUCUCACUUAUCAAAUACUCAUAUGUAAAAUCUUCUUGGAUGUCACAAUAGUUGUUAUGAAACACAAAAGCACCAUACAAGCCUACAUCCUAUCCCACAUCUCAGACCACAUUAUAAUUACUCUGAACUAACCUGCUGCACCACAAGGGAAGACCAGGGGUAGUUGUCAUUCCACCAAGCUCAUUCAUUUUGUGUGAAGAGGAGAACUGUCUGUGCCUGGAGUGCAGCUAUGGCUCUCAGUGCUGAGUAUCAGUGGGCAUACUCCAUUGUGGACUCCUCCCGAGUCUCCACCUUCCUCAUCUCCAUCCUCCUCAUUGUGUAUGGCAGUUUCAGAUCUCUUAAUCUGGAACAGGAGGCAAGAGAAAGGGAAUCAGAGAAAGAAAGAAAUAAGCUACUGGGAAUAGCCACACCUGGUUCUUCAAGUGACAAUAAUGUACAAACUCUGGACACUAUGCAAGCACUGUGUCUGCCUCUUGGGGCUUCUGUGUCCCUGCUUAUCAUGUUCUUCUUCUUCGACUCCAUGCAGAUGUUGUUUGCUGUGUGCACCGCAAUUAUAGCCACAGUAGCACUGGCCUUCCUGUUGCUUCCAAUGUGUCAGUACAUCAGCCGCCCUUGCUCAGAUAACAAAAAAAUAUCAUUUGGAAUGUGUGGGAGAUUCACUGGAGCAGAAAUAAUGGCUUUCUGUCUCUCCGUGUCCAUCGUUUGCAUCUGGGUAAUGACUGGUCACUGGCUUCUCAUGGACGCAAUGGGAAUGGGCCUAUGUGUGGCAUUCAUUGCAUUUGUGCGCCUUCCCAGCCUGAAAGUGUCGACACUGCUUCUAACUGGUCUACUGGUGUAUGAUGUGUUUUGGGUUUUCUUUUCAUCAUAUCUCUUCAAUGCCAAUGUCAUGGUCAAGGUUGCCACCCGACCAGCAGACAACCCUGUGGGUGUAAUGGCACGCAAGUUACAUCUGGGUAGUAUGGGCCGUGAGGCUCCUAAGCUUUCCCUCCCAGGAAAACUGGUCUUCCCUUCCAUGCACAACAAUGGACAUUUCUCAAUGUUGGGCUUGGGCGACAUUGUGAUGCCAGGCCUUCUGCUGUGUUUUGUUCUCCGAUAUGAUGCCUAUAAGAAGGCUCAGCUCCUUUCUGCUGAGGCUGGGGUACCUCCACCUUCUAAUUUGGGCAAAAUAAGUUACUUCCAUUGCUCCCUGAUCGGCUAUUUCUUGGGCCUGUUGACAGCCACUGUGUCAUCAGAAGUAUUCAAGGCCGCACAACCUGCUCUCCUGUACUUAGUGCCCUUCACUCUCCUUCCUCUGCUCACUAUGGCUUACCUCAAGGGUGACCUUCGAAGAAUGUGGAGCGAGCCUUUCAUCAUCCAGACCCAGAGCAAGAACCUUGAUGUGUGACUGUGGGUGAGAUUUAGUUGUGUAACUGUGAAUGUGAGAUUAUUGUGUCCGUGAACAUUAAUAGAAACCCUUAAAUGUGCAUCAUAGAAAACUGAAAACCUCUAUAAUUUUCAUCUAAUGUACAGAUAAUACAAACUGGUGAACAGUGAGAGGAACAUAUGAUGUACAUGAGCUUUGAUAUGCUGCCACAUGACUUGCUGUGUCAAGAAACAAAAGCUUUGGAAUUCAAUUUUGUACAUAGCUUGUAGCAUAGUAAUGAAGAAAAUGAACAUAUUCAAGAAGCAUGAGUGUUGAAUACAUUGGUAUGAUAAUGUUAUGUUCAGACAUUUCAGAACAAUGCAGCAUAUUUGUUUUAUAUACAGUGCUGAUAUAAUAAAAUGUUUAAUGCUAUAAUGCAGCUGAGUUAGUGUUGCUAUGUGACAAGAUUUAAUUUUGUAUAUGUCAGACUUUUGUCUUGAUUCUUAACAGUAGAGAAUGUACAUAUUCUAUAUUUUUUAUUUACAUACAUUUUUAUGAGAGGACCUGAAAAAAAAUGUGUACCUUUGUGACCUCUGUAAUGAUGCCAGCAGGCAGGUUGUGGCUUGCCUUGUGUGGGAAGUUCAGUGAAGUGUCUACAGGGUUAUUAAUGUUCAUGUCACUGAUGCUGCCAUUUCCCAAUUUUAUUGACUGAAAUGUUUCAAGCACGUUACUGUACUAUAAAGUAUUUUGUAGUCAUGAAGAUGAUUAAUGUUUCAAAAUGAUGAUACAAGGAAUUCUCACUUGUGAUGUGCAGUGUAUUCUAUUACUGCAGUUGAGUCAGUUAUAUGAAAAGUGAAGCAUAGAAUUAAGUAGGUGAUACUUAAUGCCCGGUACAAUCUUGAAGAUAGGCCUAACAUGCAAAAGAAAUAUUAGCUUCAUUGUCUUCAACACGUACAGGUGAAAAUGACAAUGUGUAUACAGUAAAGGCAGUCACAAAGUACAACAUAACACCUGGA
Messenger RNA from Scylla paramamosain (green mud crab), 2931 nucleotides. RefSeq names its product signal peptide peptidase-like 3 (gene SppL). The transcript is spliced from 12 exons. The record is from RefSeq and is a predicted model, not a curated record. Gene Ontology annotation, molecular function: aspartic endopeptidase activity, intramembrane cleaving. NCBI's taxonomy places the organism in Eukaryota, Metazoa, Arthropoda, Malacostraca, Decapoda, Portunidae. Bases 803 to 1957 code for a protein of 384 amino acids. Gene Ontology annotation, biological process: membrane protein proteolysis. Gene Ontology annotation, cellular component: lumenal side of endoplasmic reticulum membrane; Golgi-associated vesicle membrane; cytoplasmic side of endoplasmic reticulum membrane.